Messenger RNA from Mesoplodon densirostris (Blainville's beaked whale), 1050 nucleotides. It is a transcript of the gene GPR21, whose product is annotated as G protein-coupled receptor 21. Gene Ontology annotation, cellular component: membrane. Bases 1 to 1050 code for a protein of 349 amino acids. Gene Ontology annotation, biological process: G protein-coupled receptor signaling pathway. The transcript has a single exon. NCBI's taxonomy places the organism in Eukaryota, Metazoa, Chordata, Mammalia, Artiodactyla, Ziphiidae. The record is from RefSeq and is a predicted model, not a curated record. Gene Ontology annotation, molecular function: G protein-coupled receptor activity.
AUGAACUCUACCUUGGAUGGUAAUCAGAGCAGCCACCCUUUUUGCCUCUUGGCAUUUGGCUAUUUGGAAACUGUCAAUUUUUGCCUUUUGGAAGUAUUGAUUAUUGUCUUUCUAACUGUGUUGAUUAUUUCUGGCAACAUUAUUGUGAUUUUUGUAUUUCAUUGUGCACCUUUGUUGAACCACCAUACUACAAGUUAUUUUAUCCAGACUAUGGCAUAUGCUGACCUCUUGGUUGGGGUAAGCUGCCUGGUCCCUUCUUUAUCACUCCUCCACUACCCGCUUCCAGUAGAGGAGUCCUUGACUUGCCAGGUAUUUGGUUUUGUAGUAUCAGUUCUGAAGAGUGUCUCCAUGGCCUCUCUGGCCUGUAUCAGCAUCGAUAGAUAUAUUGCCAUCACUAAGCCUCUAACCUAUAAUACCCUGGUUACACCCUGGAGACUGCGUCUGUGUAUUUUCCUGAUUUGGCUAUACUCCACCCUGGUCUUCCUGCCUUCCUUUUUCCACUGGGGCAAACCUGGAUAUCAUGGAGACGUGUUUCAGUGGUGUGCGGAGUCCUGGCACACCGACCCCUACUUCACCCUGUUCAUCGUGAUGAUGUUAUAUGCCCCAGCAGCCCUCAUUGUGUGCUUCACCUAUUUCAACAUCUUCCGCAUCUGCCAACAGCACACAAAGGAAAUCAGCGAAAGGCAAGCCCGCUUCAGCAGCCAGAGUGGGGAGACUGGGGAGGUGCAGGCCUGUCCUGAUAAGCGCUAUGCCAUGGUCCUGUUCCGAAUUACUAGUGUAUUUUACAUCCUCUGGUUGCCAUACAUCAUCUACUUCUUACUGGAGAGCUCCACUGGCCACAGCAACCGCUUCGCAUCCUUCUUGACCACCUGGCUUGCUAUUAGUAAUAGUUUCUGCAACUGUGUCAUUUACAGUCUUUCCAACAGUGUCUUCCAAAGGGGACUAAAGCGCCUCUCAGGGGCCAUGUGUACUUCUUGUGCAAGUCAGAUGAUAGCUAAAGACCCUUACACAGUUAGGAGCAAAGGCCCCCUUAAUGGAUUUCAUGUCUGA